GAACAAAAAAAACGCGUCCGAUCAGCUGCAGUGAUUCAGAUUGAAAGCGAUUUGGUUGUAACAAUAUGUGGCUGCGUCGGAUUCUCAAAGCCAAUGUGCGAUCCAUAUUCACGCGUAGCCGGCAGUUCACGGUAUCCCGGUGAUGCAGAUUUUCGAUUCUUCCGAGCCAGAAACCAGCCAGGUAAAGAGCACCUCCACGGAGGCUCCUCACUUUGGACAGGAAGCUCAUCUUACACGGUAGCGUUACUCGGAGACGUAGUCAAAAAAGCAAAACAGCUAAAGGAAGUUGAUGUUGGGAAUAAUUCCACAAUGUUCACUGUGUGGGAGCGACUAGAAUGUCCAGUGAAUGAUGAUGUUCCUGAUGGCAGUUUAGGCAACAAGGUCUGUUUCAUUUAUCGUUACAUGUUACAAUUCUGUCUCUUCUCA
Ostertagia ostertagi is the source of this 426-nucleotide messenger RNA. The record is from the annotation of a GenBank genome assembly. NCBI's taxonomy places the organism in Eukaryota, Metazoa, Nematoda, Chromadorea, Rhabditida, Trichostrongylidae.